UUCCUGUCGCUGUGGGCAACUGUGUUUCAUCACCAAAAAAAAAUGCAAACUCAUAAUUCCAAAUCGAACACCGCGUUCUUCAUUCAAGACAGUUUUUACUGAGGCACUCUUUUGUUUACUUCGUGAUGUCGUUCAUGGAAAUUGUAGUUCUACAACCUAACAGUUCUCAUGAACCUCCUGGCUUGAUCCAGUGGAAAAACUGUAUUUCCCAGAAAACGUUGCUCCAUUUUUGUGCGCAGUGAAGCUGUCAGAUACACUGUUUAUCACCUGGCUCCAGAAAGAUGCUGAGGCAGAAAGGCGCAGUGAGCGCAGGAGGCUGCAUCUUCUGAACCUGCAGUGUCUUGUACAUUUGGAUAAAGAGACUUUACAGGGAAAACACAUUUAUGUACUUGCAAAAAGACAUUAAUACAAAAGCCUUAAAUUCCAUGUAAGAUUUAUCACACUGUCAGACCGUUUGAAAUUGAACGCAACCUAGCCUACUACUACGACUACAUACUUAUUUUUGCAUCUUGCGCAUUAACAGGUGUACUUCAGUGUGCAACACCUUAAUACCACAAGGGGAUAUAUUUAAACUGGAUAUUCAAUUCUGAAGAUUACAAAAAAUAAAAAAAAAUCAGCGAAUACCAGUGAAGAUGAGCACCGUACUUCAGCAGCAGGCUGUACACAGCCCUCUUGAGAAGCAACAAGGAAUCCUGUGCUACAACUGCGGCAAAUCCUGCAAAGGAGAGGUCCUCCGGGUUCAAAACAAGCAUUUUCAUAUCAAGUGCUUCGUAUGCAAAGUGUGUGGCUGUGACUUGGCCCAGGGAGGAUUUUUCGUCCGUCAAGGAGAGUACAUUUGUACCUUGGACUACCAGAGACUUUACGGGACACGCUGCUUUAGCUGUGAUGAGUUUAUCGAAGGAGAGGUUGUUUCAGCCCUGGGGAAGACGUAUCACCCCCGGUGUUUUGUCUGUGCUGUUUGCAGACAGCCGUUUCCCCCUGGAGAUCGAGUGACCUUCAACGGGAAAGACUGCAUUUGCCAGAAAUGUUCACAGCCCAUGCCUGCCCACAGCCCUGCAACAAUCCAGGCAGUCAGAAACUGCUCUGGCUGUGGAAAGGAAUUUACAAAUGAACAGUCGCUGGUAGCAUUGGACAAACACUGGCACCUUGGCUGUUUCAAGUGCAAGAUUUGUAACAAAGUGCUGAAUGCGGAAUACAUCAGCAAGGGAGGAAUUCCUUACUGUGAAGCUGACUACCAUGCCAUGUUCGGCAUCCAGUGUGAACACUGUAAGAAAUACAUCACUGGUAAAGUAUUAGAGGCAGGCGAUAAACAUUAUCACCCAUCCUGCGCAAGAUGUGUCAGGUGCGACCAGAUGUUCAGGGAAGGAGAAGAGAUGUAUCUUCAAGGUUCUUCCAUUUGGCAUCCACCUUGUAGACAGGCAGCCAGGGCUGAAGAAAAACACAAGGUAACUAGAACUUCCUCUGAAAGCAUCACCUCUGUUCCAGCUUCAAGCACUUCAGGAUCUCCAAGCCGUGUCAUUUACACAAAACUUGGCGACGAAUUUCUUGACUACAAGGAUCUGGCAGCACUUCCUAAAAUUAAGGCAAUCUAUAACAUUGACCGCCCUGAUAUGCUCACCUAUUCUCCAUAUAUGAAUUACUCUUCUGGUGACAGGCAUAGCAAUGUGGAGUCACGUCAGCUACUUUCCCCAACACCCACUGAGGGCGAUCAAGGCGACAAAUCCCCCCGACAGCAGAGACCCUCCAGCCCCAGCUCCAACAGCUCCCUGGGAUAUGGGCGCUUCACUCCAACACGCUCGCCUCAGUACAGCAGACCAGAGCUACCCCCUGCUGGUGGUACAUACACUGUGCGUGCUGGCAAUUACAGUUCUCUUCCCCAUGACGCCAGCACCAUAGCCAUGCUCCGACAUAACUACAUCCCAUACUUUAAAGGUAGUGAAAGCGGCCAGAGUACCCCCAGCCUAUCCGCAUAUUCAGACAGCAAAUCUCCCUCCUCUACCUAUGUGCAAGCACCCAGGCACUUCCAUGUACCAGAAACUAGGCUAAAAGAUAAUCUCUAUAGAAAACCCCCAGUCUACAAACCGCAUGCGGCAAGGACAUACUGGCACGGAGGAGAGGAUAUGGAACAUGACAACAGAAAGAUUAAGACAAACUGGUUGAUUUUGAAGAGCGAGAUGGAUGCUCGGUCUGGUCCAGAUGAUGUAGAUCCCAGGACAUCUACUCGCAGCCUGCCUAUUGAUCCAUCACAGACAAACUUCCCCUACUCUAAAUCAGCAUCUCUUCCUGGUUAUGGGAGAAAUGGGAUACAUAAGGCUACAGAUCUAGCCCAAUAUGAGCCAGACCAGGAUGGAAGCUGGGGAAUGAGAGAAUACAAGGUUUAUCCCUAUGGAAUGCUAGCAGUAACAAACAGAGUUCGUUUUAAAUUGCCAAAGGAUGUGGACAGGACGAAGUUGGAGAGGCACUUGUCUCCUGAAGAAUUUGGGCGGGUUUUUGGAAUGACGAUUGAAGAGUUUGAUCGCUUAGCACUGUGGAAAAGAAACGACAUUAAGAAGAAAGCACGCCUUUUUUAAACACAGAAUAUAGAAUUUCUUGCUUAGCAAAAGUCCUGUCUGGUGGAAGAAAAAUGCCACAGGAUUACUUGCAAUGUCAUCACUCUUUGAAUAAAGAUGAUCCAAUGGAAGCCAGCAGGAAUAGAGAGAGCAACUUCUCUUUUACCUGGUCUUAGUCACAACCAGCCCAUACAGGGCAAAUAACUGAAUUCAUUUAUUAUUUUAUUAAUUAAUUAAUAUUAAAAAGCUUUCGUAACAGUGUAAUAGUUUAGGUCUGUACACUGAUAGUACUUUGCACUGCCACUAUAAACUAUAAUUUGCAUUAUGUUACAGAACCAGGUGACUAAGGCUAAUAAUACAUGCUUAGGCCAAAAAAAAGAAAACAAAAAAAGAUUUUUCAUUCUUUUAUUUUAUAGUAGUAAACAUAGAAAGCACCUUAUACAACUUUUAUGUUUUUUCAAAACAAAUCUAGAAUGGUUCAGUACUGUUAUUUAUUACUUAUAAUGCAGAUAUGUUCAAAUAAUGUCUAUGGUGUAUUGUUUAGACAGAAAAGAAACAAGGAUGAUAUUGACCUUAUAAUUCAUAUUGGCCAUAGAAAUGCCUUAUGGUACCCCUGGCACAUGCACAGAUUUGUUGUUGGGGGUGGAUGGGAAUCAUUUUUUAUUUCAAUUUGGUCUCCCUGAAAAUUACAGCAGUAACAGACAUGCAAAUCAUACACUACAUAAUAUUUUAUUUUUCAUCAAAACAGUAUUUCUAUUGCUUUUCUUUUAAAGUUUUGAUCUUAAACUGUACAUAUUAGUAGAACUCACAAAAUGUCGCAGAGGUGAUUUCUGAGGUUUACAGAAUAGCUUUAUGUUAUUCUCCGAGCAAUUCCAAUAUCUAAUUUAUUAUUUUAUUCACCCACUAAUACAGAGUAGAAAGCUUUAUUUCUUCUUGUGCUGGUGAAAGUGUCACUCCCUAAGGGUUAUCUCUGUAUGAUAAAAUAGACCAGAUUUAAUCACAGAGAUCAUGAUACAACUCCAAGAUCCCAAAGCAACCCAGUCCUGAACACAGACAGGAAGUGACACUUAAAGCUGAAGUAAAAUGUGCAUCAACCAGAAAAAAAAUAAAUAGGUGAUUGGACACGUUUUCCAGCUAUUCAUUUGUUACUUUGGAAUCUAAAGGGUGGCUGAGCAAAACACUACCACUGCUAAAAUCAUUACACCAUUGCAGCAGCAAAGGUCAUUCAAAAUGAUCUAGACUGGGCAGACACAUGGCAAAUGACAUUUAAUACAAAAAAGUGUAAGGUACUGCAUGCAGGCAAUAAAAAUGUCCAUUAUAAGUACCAUAUUGGUAGAUACUGAAAUUGAAGAAGGAAUCUAUGAAAAAGAUCUGGGAGUUUAUGUAGACUCAGAAAUGUCUUCAUCUAGACAAUGUGGGGAAGCUAUAAAAAAGGCCAUCAAAAUGCUCGGAUAUGUAGGAAAAGUGUUGAAUUUAAAUCGAGGGAAGUAAUGUUAAAACUUUACAAUGCAUUAGGAAGACCUCAUCUAGAAUAUUGUGUUCAGUUCUGGUCACCUCACUACGAAAAGGAUAUUGCUGCUCUAGAAAGAGUGCCUUUUAAACCAGAAUUAUUCCUGGUUUAAAAGGCAUGUCAUAUGCAGACAGGCUAAAAUAAUUGAAUCCAUUCAGUCUUGAACAAAGAAGACUACACGGCGAUCUGAUUCAAGCAUUCAGAAUUCUAAAAGGUAUUGAAAAUGUCGACCCAGGGGACUUUUACGACCUGAAAAAAGAAACAAGGACCAGGGGUCACAAACGGAGCUUAGAUAAAGGGGCAUUCAGAACAGAAAAUAGGAGGCACUUUUUUACACACACAGAAUUGUGGGAGUCUGGAACCAACUCUCUAGUAAUGUUGUUGAAGCUGACACCCUGGGAUCCUUCAAGAAGCUGCUUGAUAAGAUUCUGGGAUCAAUAAGCUGCUAACAACCAAACGAGCAAGAUGGGCUGAAUGGCCUCCUUUCGUUUGUAACUUUCUUGUGUUCUUAUUAGUGACCCUCCUUGGUGCCUUACAUGGAUGGCUAAAUGCAAGCAGUGCUAGAGAUGUUCAUUUUAAUAUCCCUGGUACAGCACAGAGGGGCCUAUUGUAUGACUGCAGUUGUUGUCAUUUUUAAAUGAUAGUAGAAAACCAAAUAGAAAAGGGAAUUUUGUUUUUUAGGAACACUGUUAGACUUUUAGAAGAAAAACUUGUGCUGUUGUAAAAAAUGAUGACAAUCAUGCAGUUUACUUUCACAUCAAUCUUGAGACAGCUGUAGCUGACAGCAGUGUUUUUUUUUUCUAAAUCGACCGCGAAAGAUCAAUUGAUUAACCCCUGAAUAAUGGGCAUAUUGUAUUUUGCAAUCAUAUCAUAACAGGUUCCACUCAAUUAUGUAUAAAUAUCUACCAACCUAACCGUACCUAUAGUACCUGUAUGUGUAAAACUGGUCUGAAGCAAACAGUUUUGUGUUUUAUUCACCAAACUGCUGUGUGAUUUUCUUUUACCCAGGACACUCAUGACUAUGGGAUGCCAUCAACUCAUUGAGGUUCUUCUGUAGUAAUUUACAAUGUAGGAAGCUUUUCGAAUUUCAGCAAUGCAUCUGUCUAGCUUCAGUGAUGUCUAGAUGGAAAUGUGUGGAAAUGUUUAACACAAAGGUUUAUACACAUUUUAGGACUGUUUAGUUCUGAAGGUUUAAGCUUGCUGUUUGAAAAAGUGUAAAUUGUGAAAUCAUUAUUAUAGUAGCUCAAUAUAAAAAGCAAAAGAGAUGUGGCAACAAAAACCUUAUAUUCAAACAAAAAAGAAAGUACAUUUAUUUAAAUAUAUAUUUUUGUAUAAUAUCCCAAAGAGUCAUUAUAAAUGCAACUUUAUGCAAGCAGAGAAAAAAAAAAACAUGCAAGUAAGCAAGUUCAGGUAGUUAAUGCCAGCAACAGCUAAAGUUAUUUUUGUGUGCAAUACUGAUCUUCAACAUGAUUCUUUCGAAUUUUCUGUCAAAAUCCUUAAUAUGACCAGUGUCAAAAUGACGCAAAAUUAAGACACAAGUUCAGAGUUUAAAAGACUUCAAACCAUGUACUGUUUCUAUUUCCUGACAUGCAGUUUCUGAUUAUAUUUAGGUAUGUUACAUAUUACAGUGCUUUGGAAUAUUGUUGAAUGUAUUACCAGCAUUUAUUGCAAAUAGAUUUUUAUGUAAGGAGAAGAUCAACAUGUAUUUCUAAUCUGUAAUAACAAACGCAGUUAUUAAUGCAGACUUUUGGUAAGGUAUAUUAUGUUUGCUUUGUUGAAAGUGCAAAAAGUGAAACUAUUCAGUUAACAAUAUUGAAUACCCUUGACAGUUGUUUCAGUGCAACCCACUGUGACAAAAUCUGACUGUUGCUUUUGUUGUUAAUGUUUUGUCUGUUGAUAAUAUUCCAAGAAACAAGAAUGUCUGACCCUACAUAAUCUUGGCCAAAAAAAUUAAUCGGAACUCAGUCUAGCCAAGGUUUUAGCUCAGUUGGCCUUUUGCAGCAUCAAAAUCAGUGUGAACAUUAAAAUUCAUGCUCAGUCAGUAGAGGUGCUGUAAUAAUGAAAGUAAGAAAGUACUUGGUUAUCCAAACAUGUAGUUGCUCCAGUUAGUCAAUUGUUCUAAUAAUAAUGAAAUAAAAAAGAUUCUUAAAAGGGGGAGUUGUAGGAUUAUUCUCAUUAUCUGGGUUUCAUAUAUGACUUCCAUUGUGUGUGUGUGUGUGUGUAUUACCACAAUGGUGUUGUAAACCUGCACAACACAUCCCACUGAAGUUCAAGAGCAUCUGGAGACAAGCAAAAAAACUGCAAAUGUUCUUCUUGCGAUGCUAUCACAAUGUCACUUAGGUCAAAGAAGUUUAUGGGAAAUUAAAUCGUAGUUCAUUUGCUAAUUUGUAUUAGUUCAACACUAGGAGAUGAGGAAAGCUCAAAUGACAGCUAUGGGUUUAGUUGUAGAAAAACUGAAAAAAAUGUUUUUUAUUGUCUGAAGACGCAGAGCUUUUGGGUCAGUCUUAAUAGAUAGCACUAGAAAUGGUGCAAGUCCAUUGACCUAAACUUGCAAGAGAAUAAAAUCAAAUAUGUAACAUGGAAGUCAAUAUUAACAACAUUAAAAUCAGAGGGGUUUUUUGACACUGAAAUAUUAUUGUGUUCUUCACUUUGCAUUUGUACAUUAUAGCACCAGACAUGUACUGUCUUUGUUGUAAGACUUUCCCUUAUCUGAUACAAACAUUCAAUAAGACAUCAUGCCUUUUUUCACAGAAAAAAAAUGUCUUGUAUACAUUUGUUUAUUGGUGACUUUACAUUUUGCUAUAAAAAUCUAAAAUGCAUUUAACCACCACUCUUAACAUAAUUUCAUUUAUAUUAAUGAUUGUGUGUAUUUGUAACAAGGCAAUGUUCAGAUGAAAGUGUAAAUCCUGCCGUAACUUAAGCUUUUUGUUGCUUUGCUGGUUUGCAAGAAAAUGCUAAUGUUCAUCUUCCAAUAAAUGUUUAAUUCACUA
Acipenser ruthenus (sterlet) is the source of this 7049-nucleotide messenger RNA. Its product is annotated as actin-binding LIM protein 2-like. Gene Ontology annotation, molecular function: actin filament binding. The record is from RefSeq and is a predicted model, not a curated record. Gene Ontology annotation, cellular component: actin cytoskeleton. The coding region runs from base 633 to 2570 and encodes 645 amino acids. Gene Ontology annotation, biological process: cytoskeleton organization; lamellipodium assembly. NCBI's taxonomy places the organism in Eukaryota, Metazoa, Chordata, Actinopteri, Acipenseriformes, Acipenseridae. The transcript has 22 exons.